AGAAAAGAAACAGAAAACGAGGGGCAGCUGAGCUGACUGCGCCCGUUGCUGGGCUACUUCCAAGAUUUUCGAGACGGCCGCCUCGUCUUCUGCAUCGCAUAUAAAGUGGCAUUGCCUUGUCUAGUAUCUGUUUGUGUUUCCGUUCAGCGUUUUUAGCUUUUCCCGCUUUUACAGGCCCGGUUCGUCGUUGCUAUACCGCCUCGGGCAGAACACGAGUCUAUCACGUACCGUUUGGCCGAAGCCCUUAGGUAACGUCGUGAUACUAGUGAGAUCCACUGCAAUUGGAGAAAUAAAACAUUCGCCAAAAUGGAUCGCACCACGAUCAUCGAAGCUUCCAAGAAGCAUGACAUCGUCCCCGGCACCUACAAAUAUGGCACGGCCGGUUUCCGCAUGGCGGCCGACCUGCUCGAGGGCGUCACAUUCCGAGUUGGUCUGUUGUCGGCCCUAAGGAGCCGCAAGCUGAACGGGCAGGCAAUCGGCGUCAUGGUCACUGCCAGUCACAACCCAGCAAAAGACAAUGGCGUGAAAAUCGUCGACCCUAUGGGCGACAUGCUUGAGCAGGAAUGGGAAGUCUACGCCACAGAUCUCGUCAAUUGCAAGUCCCACGAUGCUCUCGCAGAUACCUUCUUCAAGCUCGCCGAACAGCUCAAAAUUGAUGUUUCUGCCUCCGGCAAGGUUAUUGCCGGCAGGGAUACUCGUCCCUCCGGUAUCACCUUGGUUCAAGCCCUUUCCGAUGCUUGCGCAGCUACCAACACGGCUUACACCGAUUACAAGAUCCUGACCACCCCUCAGCUUCACUACUUGACUCGCUGUGUCAACACCGAAGGUCUACCUAGCUCCUACGGCGAGGUCAGCGAGGCUGGCUACUAUAAGAAGCUCAACAACGCUUGGGAGCGUGCUAUGAAGGGCAAGCGUGUGAGAGGUUCGCUCACGGUUGAUUGCGCCAAUGGUGUUGGAGGUCCAAAGCUCAACGAGCUUUUGAAGUACAUGGAUUCCUCCAAGACCGGACUCGACACCAAAGUCGUCAACGACGACGUCUUGAAGCCUGAGAUAUUGAACCUCGACUGUGGUGCCGACUUUGUAAAGACACGCCAGAGAGCCAUCCCCAACCCCAAGCCUCAGCCAGGUGACCGCUGGUGCUCGCUAGACGGCGACGCUGAUCGUCUGAUUUACUAUUGGCUCGACCCCGAAACCAGCGCCUUCUUCAUGUUCGAUGGUGAUCGAAUUGCGACCCUCGCAGCUUCAUUCAUCGCCGAUCUUGCUCGCACUGCAGGCGUAGAAGAGGAACUCCGCAUUGGAAUUAUCCAGACCGCUUAUGCAAAUGGAGCAAGUACCAAGUAUGUCGAGCAGCACCUUCAGCUCCCUGUUGUCUGUACACCUACCGGUGUCAAGCACCUUCACCAUGCCGCUUGUGCCUUUGACAUUGGUGUUUAUUUCGAGGCCAAUGGACAUGGUACCGUUCUAUUUUCAUCGGACGCCAUGGAAACUUUUGCCAAGAAGGAGCCUCAGUCACCCGCACAGAAGGAUGCUCUUGAUACCCUGCAAGCCCUCGGUGAGCUUAUCAACCAGACUGUUGGAGAUGCUAUCUCCGAUAUGCUUAUGGUUGAGGUCAUCCUUGCCCACAAGGGUUGGGGCUUGAAGGACUGGGCGAUGACAUACACAGACCUUCCCAAUCGAUUGGUCCGGGUCGAGGUUGGCGACAAGGAUCUGUUCCAGACCACUGAUGCUGAGCGGAAGCUCAGCCACCCAGCCGGUGUGCAGGAUGAAAUCGACCAGUGUGUCAAGAAGUACACGAAUGCCAGAUCAUUCGCUCGUGCUUCGGGUACAGAGAACGCUUGCAGAGUUUACGCCGAGGCCGCGACCCGGUCUGAGGCGGACGAUCUCGCCAACAAGGUGGCAACUAUCGUGAAGCAGUAUGGCGGCGGGGUCUAGGCGGCCAUCCGUAAGGACCAUCCGGAUAUCACCCCGGAGAACGUCAUGCUGUUGGCGCGCUACAUGAACUAGACGAUGUCAUGAGUGAAUGAACGGAACGGGACCAGGGGGAGAAGAAGAAGAAAAAGGAUUGUUCUGCUAUAUAGAUAAGAGUAACUCACCAAAAGUAUCUUCUCAUAUUAUUCUUAUAUUAUGUCUGG
Molecule: messenger RNA, 2132 nt
Organism: Truncatella angustata
Lineage: Eukaryota; Fungi; Ascomycota; Sordariomycetes; Amphisphaeriales; Sporocadaceae
Product: N-acetylglucosamine-phosphate mutase
Exons: 2
Coding region: 307-1932 (541 amino acids)
Biological process (GO): UDP-N-acetylglucosamine biosynthetic process; carbohydrate metabolic process
Molecular function (GO): magnesium ion binding; phosphoacetylglucosamine mutase activity
Source: RefSeq, a predicted model, not a curated record